AUGGUGUUAGAAGGUCUGUUUCUGGAGUCAGUCGAGGCUGCUGUAGGUAAAUCUGUUUCUGAGGGCAAGGUUUUGGUGGUAUAUUGUUCUUUUGGGGAUGACGCUUGGUUGAACAGUUGGUUUCGUUUGAAGGAAAGCAUCGAAGAGUUGAAUAAAGUUGCUGUUUGGUUGAAAUUAAUAGAUGGAACUCAAGAUUUCAUGUAUUUCAAGCAGAUAUCACCUAAUGUCAGCAUUCCCGGGGUCACUGUUAUCAAGAAUGGUCAAAUUUCAUUGGAAUUGUCAGAAUCUGAUAGUUUGGAUGAUAAUUGGGGGAAGCUUUGUGGUACCCUUGAAAUACCAAUUAAUAAAGACACUGAGCCAGUUGUAAAGAAGGCGAAAAUAGUUAUGGAUGAGCAGCCUGUAGAUCAGGAAAGUUCUUCUAGAAUAUUGUACUAUAAUGAAACUAUCAAAAGACAGCAUGAUGAAAAAUUGGAACGAGAUAGAAUUUUAGAGUUGAUCAAGGCUGAUAAAGCACAACGUAACAACCUAACGCAUACCGAAAAUAGUAGUCAAAAGACAACAGAGGUUUUGGAUAAUAUUAGAGAUCAAUCAAGACUUCAUUCAAAAAAAUGUAUGUUAUUAAUUAGAUUAACAGAUGGGAAAACAUUGAAAAAUGAAUUCGAGUCGUCUCAAAAUUUAAAUGAUGUAAGAAAAUGGGUAGAUGCAUCUAGAACAGAUGGUGAUGCACCUUAUCUUUUCCAUAGGACAAUACCCAGAAUGACGUUCACCGAUGGUGAUGAGAUCAAGACUUUAGAUUCAUUAGAGCUAGCACCAAGAUCAGCAUUGAUUUUAAAAUCUUUAGAGAAUUCCAGUAAUAAAUUAAAUAUAACAAACACACAAUCACCAGGCCUAUUCAGUAGAGUAAUAAGUGGAUUUUCAAGCUGGCUGAAUACUGAAGUAGAAGAUGAGCUCGAUAAUUUUGAUGGCAGGAUUGAUUACAAAAGCCCAGAUGUACUAAAAAAUUUGCAUACACCAAUACUUCCUUCCAAUAGGGCCACUCCAAACGAGAAUGGUCCAAACGAUACAAGUAAAAACAAAGAGACCUCGGGAUCAGAAUCUCCAGCAACUGGCAGUGCCAUCCAAGAAGUACCAUGUUCCAGAAGUGUGUCACCAAAUGUAUAUCAAUUUGUCAAUUCUGCUGAUAAAGACGACCAAAGAGAAAACUCGACUUUCAAUGGUAACAACAUUAGUCUGGAAAGCCAUAAAGAUGAUUGA
This is a messenger RNA of Vanderwaltozyma polyspora DSM 70294, 1254 nucleotides long. It is a transcript of the gene UBX7, whose product is annotated as Ubx7p. The transcript has a single exon. Gene Ontology annotation, molecular function: protein binding. The coding region runs from base 1 to 1254 and encodes 417 amino acids. Lineage: Eukaryota; Fungi; Ascomycota; Saccharomycetes; Saccharomycetales; Saccharomycetaceae. The record is from RefSeq and is a predicted model, not a curated record.